Messenger RNA from Anthonomus grandis grandis, 8015 nucleotides. RefSeq lists its product as uncharacterized. The record is from RefSeq and is a predicted model, not a curated record. The transcript has 16 exons. Lineage: Eukaryota; Metazoa; Arthropoda; Insecta; Coleoptera; Curculionidae. Bases 475 to 7629 code for a protein of 2384 amino acids.
AAUGAGCUGUACCAUAUGAUUUUGCAUUUAUAAAAUACCUGGUGGUGUUGCCACGAGUGAAACCAGAUUCUCCUCUGGCUAAACUGUAUUCAAAAAUGUGCUAAAAAAACUAGAUUCAAAUUCCUUCUGAUAAUACCGGACUAUCAAUCCAGACGCAGGCGCUCAUUCGUGCCCGACAGUGACGAAUCCAGCUUUUCGUUUCCCUGAUCCCGUAUACUGAAAUCCUACUGCCAUUCCUCCAGUUUCCCCUGUAAAAAAACCGGAAACUCGCAUUUUGUCUUUAACCCUCUAACCCCUCGUUUACGUUUCUCGCCAUUGACUUAAGUUCUUGUGCCCUCUUCAUUAUGAAAGGGUUCAUAUUAGUCUCCUUUAAAGAUAUGGUGACCUAAAUUAUUCAAUUCUGUGUUUUUUUCUAAUAAAAUAUUAUAGUGUGAUAAAUUGCAUUUAUUCGGCUUAGAUUCGGUGCUUCGCAUCAUGUUUUCUUGUUUGUGGCAGAUUUGGGACUGGAUUGAUCCGGGCAAAAUGGACAAAAUUCAAAAGACUCAACCUUUCGAAAACACAGCCUCAUCAAUACAGAAUCAAGACAUAUCACACAACGAAACAGUUUCACAACAACUCCACCAGCACAGUUCCACCAACCAUUUUUACCCCAUGAUCCAUCAACAUGCUCAAGCGUAUAACAAAGGCUACGGACAACCUAUGCAAGCCCCUUUACUACUAAAUAUCAGUAACCAGCACAUUAUCCAAACAACUGCACAUAGGCAUUUUCAGUACUACCCUCAAUAUGGAGUAAAUAUCAACCAGAAUGACUUUCCACAUCAACACAUCCCCAGACAUGUUAAUCAUCAACCGCAGAGUAAUAUAAGCAAUCCUACUCCACCUCCAGUUCCAGCAAUCUCAAGUAGCAACGUUCAAGCACCAUCACAUGACGAACACGUGCAAAAGGUUGCUCCAGCAGAAGUAUUAAAGCAAGAACCCAGUAAAGAGGGUAGUGCUAAAAAGCUUACCCCUGCAAAAGUAAAACCUAAGGAAGGAGAUAAAAUACAAUUAAGGUCACCUCCUGCAAAGAGACCACCAAAUUCCCCGGUCACAAUGCAGGGUUGGCUUCAUAAACAAGGGUCUGAGGGACUCAUGUUGUGGAAGAAACGAUGGUUUGUUUUGUCUGAAUACUGUUUAUUUUAUUACAAAGGCUUGCAAGAAGACAAGGUGCUAGGUUCGAUUUUGUUACCAUCGUAUAAAGUAUCGAUUUGCGGGCCUGAAGAUAAAGUAAACAGGAAGUUUGCGUUUAAAUGCGAACACGCGAACAUGAGAACGUAUAUCUUAGCUGCCGAUUCUCAAGAACUUAUGAAUAAAUGGGUCCAUGUGCUCAGUAUGGCUUGUAAUCUUCAAAGUAACAUAGAGCCACCCAAAGAUCAAAAAAUACCACAAAACAACACUUCUGAACCAAAUAGCUUUAAAAGCAACACUCCCUCAGGUCAAUCAAGUAGUACUUAUGGCAACCAACUGAAUACUUCAGCAAGAUCUAACCCCAUACACCACCACACCCCUAGCAACACUACUGACCUAAGCAACUCUAGUCAACAAGAACUGAAUCAGUACAACCAACCCUUAUAUGCCAAUGCCCCACCUAAGCCUAGAAGAAUGACCGAUGGCUAUUGUUCUCCUGGCCCCGAGAUUUUAGAGCGAUAUCCAUCAUAUCAGAUGUCUCACAGUGGUGCUAAAAGUCCCGUUGAUAUGUAUGGAAGGCAUGUGAUAAAACCCCCUGAGCAAAUAUACAAUGAAAGAAUAUUCCUCGGACCUCCAAAUGUAGAUAGAAGAACGCCUGAUACGUAUGCUAGAAGCAACAUGUCUAAAUAUCGAAACCCCACUGAUUAUGAAGAUAUUUAUACUGACCAUGGAAUAUAUAAACGACCACUUAGUCCAGUAGCACCAGAUAGUAUGCUUAAAAAGGGGUACCCUACUGUAAACGUUGGGUAUCCGGCAGUAAAGGGGUAUGCACCACCUCCACUUGAACUGCUUAGACCCCAGUAUCCUGAACCAGUAUUAAUGCGAAAAUCAAUGGCUCAAACGAUCUCAAGACCUCAUAGUGCAGAUUUCUUAGAAUAUAAGCCGCAGAAACUCGAAUCGAAUCCGUCCGCUACACCAGUAUCUCAACACUCCAGGCCUAAGUCCAGCCUAGAUAUAAAUAUGUACUCUAAAGACUGUGAUACUGCAUCAAGAUCCAAUUACUUCCUGAAUACCGUCGACAGGCAUAACGAUAAGGACUAUUUUUAUUCACAGGAAAAAUAUGCUGAAAAGAUGAGGAAAAGUGCACAGUAUCUUCAAAAGAUGCCUGUAAAAUAUCAACCUGUCGAUCCUAGUCAAAGAAAAUAUCGAGAAAAAUAUGAACUCGAGAUUGCUAAUACGUACGCCUACUCACAACCAUUUAGAGACCAACAGGUGCCAAAUUUACAGCCAGUAAGGUCAAGAAGCGCUUUAAGCGAAGGCUCAUUAUUAUGUGCUCAAGAUGUUGAAGACGAUAGUAUUUCGAGAGAAUAUCCUUUAAGACACGAACACGAUUUACAUCUUAGUAAUAGAAAUCUUGCUCAGGAUCAAUUUACAAGAUCAGCUAGUGCUAGGUUGACUCAGAGUGGCACUUUUGAAGAAACUGUCACUACAAGGAUGGAAGGAGAAAGAAAGAGAGAAGAAUCCAUGAAGAGGCUUCUAGAAUGGAAACAAAGAAUGCUUCAGUCGCCUUUGAAUAGAAAAGCGCAGGCACAAGCUACACGCGGAUACCCUGUAGGAAAAGAAAAUUCGUAUUCUUCUUAUCAAAGUUUUGCUAGUGGUGAUAAGAAGCAAAAGAAGUCUACAAUUACAAAUCGUAGAUCUGUGCACAAUUUAGUGCAAUAUACCAGUUACUCCUCUGAUGACGAAGAAAACGGGGAGAAAUCAAGCAAGCACACACAACAGGCAGGACGGACCGUGGACACAUUUCCGAAUAUUUCUGACUCACAUACACAUGCAUCAUUCACUUCUACCACCGCCUUGAAUCUCCCUGACGAGCCUGCCACAUCCGCCACUUCUUUACUAACUAAUCACAGUGAUGCACCUUCACCUAGUUCUGAUUCUAUACUUGCACAUUUGUCUGUUCCUGAAGAAUUUACUGAUAGUAAUAUCACUUCCGAUAUUAAAGCCAACGGUGCGCUGGUUAAGGCUAUAUUAUCGGAAUUUCAAAUGCCUGAUCCCAAAGAAGCUAUAAUGGAAGGAAAUUAUAUGCCCAUGUCUCCCAAGAAAAAUCUUUUGAGUUCGAAGAGUGAUGCCAAUAGCGAAAACACUAUUAUAUUUAAUGACACCGAAGAAAAUCUUUACGUGGAAAUGACGAGAGCGGUAGGUAAAGGGUUUUUAGAAUCAAACAACUGUGAACAACAGUAUGAGAUGGUAUGUUUCAAUGGAACCAAAGCUGAGCCAGUAUAUAUGGAAGUUCCUGGAAUGCAAUUUGAAGAAUCCACUGAGCAGGAAAAUGAGGAGUUGCCUGAUAUACUUAAAAAUCGCACUAAGGACGAAAAAACUGAUAGCAGUGAUGCUGAUGAUGAGGCCUCUAAAGAUUUAGGAUCUUUGGAAAACCCCGCACAUCCAAGGUUUAGCCUUUCAGAUACAUUUAGGCCAGCAUCAUAUUAUUUGGGGGUCACUAAAAAUGUUCCUGAGUUUCAGGACAGUUCCGAUAGUGAACUAGUAUCUCCUCCUCCCAUUCCAGAAAGUUCACCACCACUGGAUGAUGAUGAUUACAUUCCGCAUCUAAGAAAAAAAGAUAAAGGAAUGAAUUCUUCUACUCCAAAAAGAAAUUCUGACCAAUACUUUAACAGGAAUCAAAACGACCCUAGAACAGGUAUUGAUGGCAGAACGAGCUUCUUAUCUCUUAAAGAUUUGAAAGAUCACGACAUAUCAGCAUUUGGCUUUGCCAAUCUGGAAAUCAAUGAUAGCCUUAGUCACUUGUCAAGUAAUAGUGGGUCUUUGGCGUCCUUAACUCCUAACAGUCGAAGGCCAAUAUCAGAAGAGUUCAGCACUCCAACCGAAUAUGGACAAAUUCAAAACCUUCAGAGCGUGGAAAACUAUUUUGCAGGCUUAAAAAUGUCAGAAGACGUUUUGCUCGCUCAAAGAGAAAAUGCUAAUGAAAACGGUCAUGCCUACGAAAACUAUAUGUUGCCUCAAAGAAAACCUAUGGAAAAUCUAUCAUCUUUGACAAAUAGUCCUAGAAAAAAAUCGUUGCCUUCACCGACGUCUAUAGAUGACUUAAGACCAAGGUGUAGACCAGAAAGUAGCUGUUCAGUCUCAGCAGAAAUAAGUAGCUUUUUCGGUAAUUCUAAUAGGUCUACGCCAGUGAUUAGUAGCGUAGAUUUUUCUGGAAGCCAGAUUGAAUUACCACACGUUGUUCCCUAUUAUUAUUCAGAUUUGUCUGAAAACUUGUCCAACUUAGAAACAUCUCUAACCCUAAACAAUCAAAGAGAGAGUAUAAAUGGCAGUAAAAAAGAUAUAACACACAUCAUUAACCCAAUAAAAUGUUCUAGACGCGAUGAGGAGGAUAGUUUUAGUAAAGAUGCGGCACCUAGUACACUAGCCGAGGCUAGAUCUGUAUCAAUGGACUUUCUAAAUUUGACCGAUAAAUCAGAUAAUAUCGACAAAAAAAAUAUUUAUGAGUCAGAUACUUUAAAGCGUCGUAAAGAAGGGGAUGGUAUUGACAAUGACCCAAAAUCAAGAAAUUUUUAUCCCAAAAUAAAGCCAGAUAAGUUUGAUGAAAAUAUCAAGGGUGAGAAAAUUGUAAGAAAAUCUUAUUCAUUAGAAGGAUUACUAGAGAAUGUCCUAAAUGAAAAUAUUGCCAGUGAAACUAAUAGAGACCGUGAAACUGUUGAUAAUUUAGGUACAGAGGGCAGUUACCUCUGGGAGGAAGAUUCUGUAUGGAGAGAACAACUAAGGUCAGUAAGUCAAAGGCAUACAAAAUCGAUGGAUGAUCUGGAUUCAAUUGAUGUCGACAAUGAGUCAGCUCUCCAAAAAAAACCUGCAAGACCACUAACUCGUGAAGUAACCUAUGUCAAUGAUAUCCUUUUUAAGUCAAAUGAGUCCACUAAGAAAUCAGGAAAGUCAUCAAAAAUCGAAAUUAAAAAGAAAGGUAGUUUUUUGAUAGAUAGAGAGACUUUAAGGCAAUGGGAUUUGAUGUCCAGCGCACCAUCAGAUGACCAAAUAUCAAAAGUGGUGGAUGCGCAGGGGAGUCAAGUUCAUGCGGUGGUAGACUCGGGUGAAGGUAGUACCGACACUGGCGAAAAUGGAAACAAUCCGGAAACAGCCUCGGGAUCGAUUUCGAUCAACACCAGGGACUCGACUUUAGGAAGAGAUACUUUUCCGAGAGGGAUGACUCCAAAAAGAAGCGAAACCCCUAACUCACAAAAUGUUCAGUCAAGGAGUACCACCAACUUAGACAAAUCAACCAUUAGAUCCUAUGAUAAAAAUAUUGCCAAUUAUCCAUCCCAAUGGAUCAACCAAUCAAACCAACAAAUUUGCGAUCGAGAACAAGACUUUAGAGCAUCACAAAACGAUAUUACAUCCAAGAGCAACGUAUCCGCUGGCGAACUUCUGGAAAGAACGCACGAAGAACUUGUUUUACUAUUGAUCCAACUUCGGCGUCAACAAGCCCAAACUUUUCAGGCCAUAGAGAGCUGCUACAACGAAAUCGAUUCUCUACAGAUUCACAUGCAUAAUAUGGAUCAAGUAAAACGCAUGGAGAACCUUCAAAAGUUGGAAAGGAUUAAGCAAAACCUUCUUGAGUUAGAGAAACAAUAUGAGAAGCGUAAACCGUUAGUUAACCUAGUGGAUAACAUGGUCAAAUUAGGAUCUUUAUACAGAAAUAGCAAUGAACGUCCAGAUACCUCUAGACAUCUCAGAGAACGCUUAGAGUUUAACCAACACAUACAAGAGCGACGGCUCCUAGCCGAAGAAAGAAGAGACUGGAACAGAAUAGAGCCAAGUCAUAUUCAAUUACAAGAAAAAGUCAGACAGCUCUACCAACUUGAUAGUCUAAUACAAGAAGAGUCUCGCAAUUUGCACAACCUCCAAAGGGACAAAGGGGAUAUAGAACGGGCACUUGGAGGACUUAGAAAUAAGUUGCAAAAGGGACUUAAUACCCCAGAGGAAAUCGACCAAGCUAGAAGACAGCAAUAUAUUUUAGAAAACGAACUUAGUAGAGUGCAUUUAAUGUUGGCUCAUAAUUCUAAGAAGCUAGAGGAAACAGUAGCUGGGAACGCCAGAUUAGAACAAGAACUAUUGGUGUUGAAGCAAAAGCUUCAGGCUUCUAGACAGCAGAGGAGUUCACCCCAAUUUUCAAAUGCUGGGGAUAGCUUACCAUAUUUCACCGGUUCUAGUCAAGUUUUAGAAUCUGAUUUGGAAAAAGUACAAAAGAAAAUUGGAGAUCUUCAGAAGCAACGUGACGAACUAAGUCUACAAGUAAGGCAACUUACUGACAGGUCUAAUACUCCACAUUUGCAACAGGCCAAGAUUUCCUUUUCCAGUGAUAGUCAAUGCAAUAAUGCCAAUAAAAAGAAACCUAUAUCUUCCUGGCGAGAAACAGACUUGGACACCAUGAACUCCAUAGACCAUGGUUACGAUAGCUACUCUAGUACCUCUACAACUCCUCUUUUUAUCAACACUGACAUGAAGUUAUAUUCUGGGGAUGCCCAUGAUAGAAGUAUGAAAACUAGCGAUUCGACGAGCGAUGAUACUGCUUUAUCAUCCAAUCCGUUAGAAAAACCAGAAAUUAAGACAGUGAGGAUAGUAAAAAGGGAAUCAGAGCGUAGGCAAAGGGACAGGGAGAAGACAUUCAAUGGAAAGUGUGACCCGUUGGUGGAAGAAGAUUCUUCUGAAGGAUCUUCGGUACUUUUCAGGCCAACAUCCUUGCCGCAAAAACUACCGGUAUCAUAUGAACACAAUUCUUUGCCUAGUAGAGGUACGAGAAAUAAGGCUGCUGAGCUUAGCCCGGUGUUUAAGAGUGAAGCUGCCAGACAGAUUAUCACAGAAAUGUCAACUAAAUCAAAAAGUCCAUCAGCACAAAAUCAGCGUAGAGCAAUACCAAAAGAACGUAGAAGACAUCAUACUGCACCCCAUGACAAUCUUGUUUUCUUGGGUAAUCUUGAAGGUCGAAGAGCGAGAGAUGAUCUUGAUAUCGAGCGAGCCUUAAGGCAAAGAAUCGAUGCUCCCGAUCUUGUUCGAUCGACUUUAAGCAACAAGGAGUUGAAGUACAAUGAAGAGACAAUCGAUAGUAUUUUGAGUACACCUAACAAAAUUUUAAUUCCUGAGAGGUAUAUUCCAGAGCAAUUACCUCAACCGAACACAUCUCGUGAGAGUAAAAGAAAGAAGAAGGUGGAAAGUAUCAAGAAGAUGCUUUCCGAUACUGCUAUUAUCAGUGCUCCUACCACUUCGUCUGCCCAUACUGACGAGCAAUCUCUUGAUAAGAAGCCUAGUCCUAGCGGAAAAUUUCAAUCAGCGCCUACGAUUUCGGAAGAGAAAAAACAGAGAGAGCACUUGCUGCAACUAAACCAGAUUUUAGCAAAGCAAGUUAUGGAAAUGAGCAAAGUAGUGGCAGGCAGCACUGAAGCAGACUCAUAGCAGUUGAUAUCUGAGUAUGGAUUAGAUGACUAAUAGUUAAAAAUUUAACAGCCCUCAAAUUGAAUCCACAACCAGUCAGUACCGAAGAAGACGAUUCAUCACCGAUAGCUCCACUGCCGCUGUACCAGCAACGUGAAAAUUUUUACAGCUAAGUUUUGUAUCAAUAUAAUUUAAAAAUUGCUCUUUUAUUGUUAAUAGUACCGCAAGCUAAUAGCAAUUUGAGCGUUCAAAAGUCCUGGCGAUAAGAAAAGUUCUCGUAAAGUAGUUGGGGAACCUCUUGACUGAGUUUGUUCAGUUAAAUUAUAUUAUUCUUGAGACUGAAAUUAACUUAUGGGGGGAUAUGCCAUGUAUGCAAAAACAAUAAACUUUUUUUUUAUGUUUUUUAA